Molecule: messenger RNA, 796 nt
Organism: Cygnus atratus (black swan)
Lineage: Eukaryota; Metazoa; Chordata; Aves; Anseriformes; Anatidae
Gene: IGSF6
Product: immunoglobulin superfamily member 6
Exons: 6
Coding region: 1-696 (231 amino acids)
Source: RefSeq, a predicted model, not a curated record
AUGGCAUCUUUCAACAACUUCCAGAAAAUGCUAAUGCUGGCAUUCAACUGGAUUCUGUACAGUGCUGGUGCAGCAGAUACAUGCCAAGUCACUGUAAGACAACCCAGAUAUCAGGAAGCUGAAUAUUCCACCCAAACAGUGUCCCUACCGUGUACUUUCUCUGCCUCUGGAUGCUCCCUGUCCAAGCCUCAAGUUCUAUGGUUUCGGUUUUUUACUAACAAGCAUGAGGAUUUGUGCACUCCUAAAUGCACAAAUGAUCAGAAGUUCAAAGUACAAAUAUCAGAAAAUAGCAUUGCACUUCAGAUCAAUGAUCUGACUGUAAAUGACAGUGCUGUUUAUUUUUGUGGAAUAGCAUUUUCAGAUUCAAGUUCAUCCCAUUCUAAGCGAACAGGAGAUGGAACCGUUCUAACAAAAAGAGAGAGGCAUAGCACUGAAGAAUUUAACUGCAUGAUCAUCAUCUCAACCUUACUACUUCUAUACUGCACUACUGUAUGCGCAAUCCUUAUAGUCUACAAGUUAAAACCAAAGCUGCUAAGUAAAAGUGGAAAUGAAGACCAGAGAACAGAGAACUGUAAAAUCACUAGCGGACGAAAAAUUUUUCAAGCAAUUGCCCAAGAACUUCAAAAGCAGAGGUACGCUGAGCACUCCCGACAGCCUGAUCAUCUGGAAGAUGACACUGUUUACCAGAACAGAUGAGUAUGUGCUGCAUUUCCAAUUUGUUGGACAUUUUUAGUGUAACCAAAGAGGCAGAUGAAGAAGUUAAGCUUCUUCACAGACUUACUUUGCUUUAAAAAGA